UAAAUGAUAGUAGGGGACGUUCAUGGAAAGGGAACAGUUUAGUACCGCAUAUAGAACUUCCAUGUUCGCUCAAAUCGAUAAUACGUUGGAAACUGUUGAUAUCACACGAAUGUUUGUACUCAACGAACCUUCUCUUUGAUUAUUUUCAAUUGCAAUAAAAUAGAUUUCUUACUUAGAGGAAUUUGCCAUGCAGAGUGUUAUUAAUUCCGUAAAAGGCACUGCGCUUGGUGUUGCCGAAUACUUAACCCCUGUACUAAAGGUAUGAUUGAAAGUAAAUUUCGAGAAACUGGUGUUUUAACACCAGAGGAGUUUGUGGCAGCAGGAGAUCAUUUGGUACAUCAUUGUCCAACAUGGCAAUGGGCUACUGGUGAUGAAGAUAGGGUGAAAUCGUACCUUCCUAAGAACAAGCAAUUCUUAUUAACACGGAAUGUUCCUUGUUCUCGUAGAUGCAAACAGAUUGAAUACAGUAAAGAGCAAGAAUGCAUUAUAGAAGAAGAUGAUCCGGAGGGUGGUUGGGUAGAUACACACCAUUAUGAUACUACUCUUGGCGGUGUCGAAGAAAGAGUAUCAGAAAUGACAUUAGAAGAAACACAACUUUCUCAGUCAAUCAAUGCAGGUGAACAUAAUGACAACGACGACAACGAUGAUGAUGAUGAUGAAGAUGCUGCAGAUAUGGAAGCUUUUGAAGUCAGUGGAAUGUUGGAUGAACAAGAUAAGUUUGCAGCAGAAACUACAAAGAAAUCUGUGAAAGAAAAGUGGGAACCAUUUUCUGAAGGAGAAAUCAUUCACACACGCACAUAUGACUUAUAUAUCACAUAUGACAAAUACUAUCAAACACCUCGAUUAUGGCUUUCAGGAUACGAUGAGAAUCGUAAACCCCUCACAGUAGAAGAAAUGUAUGAAGAUGUAAGUCAAGACCAUGCCAAAAAAACUGUUACAAUGGAAAUUCAUCCUCAUAUACCUGGACCUCCAAUGGCUUCUGUUCAUCCCUGCAGACACGCAGAGGUAAUGAAGAAAAUUAUUGAAACAGUAAUGGAGGGUGGUCGUGAACUUGGUGUACACAUGUACUUGAUAAUAUUCCUAAAAUUUGUGCAAUCUGUAAUUCCUACAAUUGAGUAUGAUUAUACGCAAAAUUUUAUGCUAAUUGCAUCUAGUUAAGAGCUUUAUAAAUUUCUAUUGUACCUUGAAGAUGAUCGUGACUUUAGUUUUUAAGUAUAUAAUAAAUAACAAAACUAAGAGGACUGUGAAGCAUAUAAAAUAAUAAACACGCUUAAGUUUAUAAAAUUACAAUAUUUGUACCCUUGAAAAAACUGUUAAGAUAACUGUUAAGAUAAGAUCAAAUUUGGUUUAUCUUAUUUUUAUAAAACAUUCCAUAAAA
Nomia melanderi (Alkali bee) is the source of this 1378-nucleotide messenger RNA. It is a transcript of the gene Atg3, whose product is annotated as Autophagy-related protein 3. Gene Ontology annotation, biological process: autophagy of mitochondrion; nucleophagy; autophagosome assembly. The record is from RefSeq and is a predicted model, not a curated record. Gene Ontology annotation, molecular function: Atg8-family ligase activity. NCBI's taxonomy places the organism in Eukaryota, Metazoa, Arthropoda, Insecta, Hymenoptera, Halictidae. Gene Ontology annotation, cellular component: cytosol; phagophore assembly site.